This is a messenger RNA of Aedes albopictus (Asian tiger mosquito), 738 nucleotides long. RefSeq names its product cyclin-dependent kinase 10 (gene Cdc10). Gene Ontology annotation, cellular component: nucleus. The record is from RefSeq and is a predicted model, not a curated record. Lineage: Eukaryota; Metazoa; Arthropoda; Insecta; Diptera; Culicidae. Gene Ontology annotation, molecular function: ATP binding; cyclin-dependent protein serine/threonine kinase activity. Gene Ontology annotation, biological process: regulation of mitotic cell cycle; protein phosphorylation.
UACAUCAUCCAUAGGGAUUUGAAGGUGUCGAAUCUGCUGCUGACCGACAAAGGCUGUUUGAAGAUUGCAGAUUUCGGAUUGGCUCGGUACAUAAGCGAUUCGGAUAAACCCAUGACUCCUGGCUUGGUUACUCUUUGGUACCGUCCGCCCGAGUUACUAUUCGGAUCGAAAGAGCAAACUACUGCUGUGGACAUGUGGGCUACGGGAUGCAUUUUGGGAGAGCUGUUAGCCCAUAAGCCACUCAUGCCCGGGGUCAGUGAAAUCUCACAGAUCGAACUCAUCAUUGAAUUGUUGGGAACUCCGUCGGAAACAAUUUGGCCGGACUUUUCAUCGUUACCAGCAGUGCAGAAUUUCACUCUCAAGUCUCAGCCAUACAACAAUCUUAAGCCGAAGUUUGCCUGGCUUUCCUCCGCGGGACUUCGCCUGCUGAAUUUCCUUUUCAUGUACGAUCCGAAAAAGCGAGCCACUGCGGAAGAGUGCCUCCAGAGUAGCUAUUUCAAGGAAGCUCCGCUGCCGUGCGACCCCAAGCUGAUGCCCACGUUCCCCCACCACCGGGAUCUUAAAAGCGCCCCCAAGGAAUCGACGGAAGUUUCGGCUUCUUCAUCCACCAAGGCGGUAUUCGAUCAGACUGCGGUGCCAACCAUUUCCGAUCUUUUGGGUUCGUUGGUGAAAAAACGACGAACAGAAUAAAUAUGCAAUACAAAUGGAAUAAUAAACAGUACUUUUGAUUUGGUAAAA